UGUGAUGGUGCGGAGGAGCGGCGGAUCUGUUCGGAUUCUUACCCCAUCGUUAUCCCUGAGCAUCGCUGGUGUUGGAGACGCGCGUUCCCUCCCAAUGGCUCUGCCCAGCGCAGACUCCCACUGAUGUGCAUCGGGGCUCCAAUCGAGGACUCCACUCCCACUCCCCCCCACCUCCUCCACAAAAAAAAAAGAUUCAAUCGCUGCUGAAACUGAUUUUCCUCCAAACCGAAACGCAGUUGCACCUUAGAACCUGUCCCACCGACUGAGGCUACAAGAUGCCCCGCUCGUUCCUUGUGAAGAGCAAGAAAGCUCACAGUUACCACCAGCACAGAGCCAUCGAGGAUGACUACAACAACAGACUGGAAAACAUCUUAGCGCAUAUCUGUUCAGAGAGCAGAGUGUCAGAGGGCUCGGAUGUGCCGAGUCUGGACUCCAAAGGAGGAUUUUCACCUGAAUCGCACCUGGUGGGGGCAACCGAGGAGCCCGAGUCCCCCACCAGCUGCGGGGGCAGCGUCUGCGGCAGAGAUGCCGAGUAUGAGGACUUCUGGAGACCCCCUUCCCCCUCUGCCUCGCCAGCCUCCGAGAAAUCCCUCUCUCCAUCCGUGGAGGAGAACCACCCGUUCGCUUUGCCUUUCAAGCAGUUCGGAUGGAGCGCUUAUGCGGGAUCUGAGCUGAAGUACCUGGUGCAGAAUUUCCGCUCCUCGGCUGCGGACCGCAGCCCGGCCCUGUACAUCGAGCGCAGCAGCUCCGCCGCCGCCCUCUACCCCGAGCGCGGUGCCACCUCUGGCGUCUACACCGACUCCGGCGCCGCCCCCCCGGGACACUACCCCGAACGCGGCUCCUCCGCCUCCGCCCUCUACAGCGAACGCGGUCUUCACCAGAAAAGCAACGACCUCAAGGCAGAGUCGGAGCUCCUCUGCACUCGGCUGCUGCUCAACAACGCCUCUUACAAGUGCAUCAAAUGCAGCAAGGUGUUUUCCACUCCUCAUGGGCUGGAGGUCCAUGUGCGUCGCUCCCACAGUGGGACUCGCCCCUUCGCUUGUGAAAUCUGCGGCAAAACGUUUGGUCACGCAGUGAGUUUGGAGCAGCACAGAGCCGUGCACUCACAGGAAAGGAGUUUUGAUUGUAAAAUCUGUGGCAAAAGUUUCAAGAGAUCUUCCACGUUGUCCACGCACUUGUUGAUCCAUUCGGACACCAGGCCUUAUCCGUGUCAAUUCUGCGGCAAGAGAUUUCACCAGAAAUCCGACAUGAAAAAGCACACCUUCAUCCACACAGGUGAAAAGCCUCACAAAUGCCAGGUCUGCGGCAAAGCGUUCAGUCAGAGCUCCAAUCUGAUCACACACAGUCGCAAACACACCGGUUUCAAGCCGUUCGGCUGCGAUCUGUGCGGGAAAGGGUUCCAGAGGAAAGUGGACCUGCGAAGGCACCGGGAGACACAGCACGGACACACAUAAUGGAUAAAGCGGCGAUGUGCUGAGCAGUUUUAAAGCUAUUGUGUCCACUGGUCCCACUGUGCACCAAUGUCCAGGUUCCUUGUAAUCACUGUAAUGCUGAAUCCGCUGAUUACUAUUGGAGACUCUACUUUCAUUCAGCCUCAAACAGUUGCAUAACGUGAGGUUUGAAUACACGAUAAUCUAUCCUCAUCUCAACAACACGCAAACUAUAUCUAAUAUAGUUAAAAGACGCCCUGAAUAAUAGAAACUGUAACCCCCCCCCACCAUCAGGAACUGUGCGAUUGCAGAGACCAAGUUUAUGUUUAAAAGUUAGUGGCUAUUUUGAUCCAUCAUAAACUACAGAUCGAUGCUGUAGGCUUUAACACUCUCCCCACCGAGUUAAUUCAUAAAAGCACAGUGAAGCUUGAAAAGAAAUGGAGUGUGAUUUGGUUGUUAUUCUGUGUGCAAGUUAGCAAACUCAGAUAGGACUCUCGAAACUAUUCCAACAUUUGUAUUUUUUUUUCUGUUGACGUUUUGAUGUGUGUGACAUGAUAUGCCAUGUACCUUAUUUAUUCACAAGAUCAACGUAUGAAAUAAAGUUAAGAAUUUAGUU
This is a messenger RNA of Callorhinchus milii (elephant shark), 2046 nucleotides long. RefSeq names its product growth factor independent 1 transcriptional repressor (gene gfi1). Gene Ontology annotation, biological process: regulation of transcription by RNA polymerase II. Gene Ontology annotation, cellular component: nucleus. Lineage: Eukaryota; Metazoa; Chordata; Chondrichthyes; Chimaeriformes; Callorhinchidae. The record is from RefSeq and is marked provisional. Gene Ontology annotation, molecular function: RNA polymerase II cis-regulatory region sequence-specific DNA binding; DNA-binding transcription factor activity, RNA polymerase II-specific.